Messenger RNA from Acaulospora colombiana, 128 nucleotides. The record is from the annotation of a GenBank genome assembly. NCBI's taxonomy places the organism in Eukaryota, Fungi, Glomeromycota, Glomeromycetes, Diversisporales, Acaulosporaceae.
AUGUCAGUGUUGUCUAUUUCCAUAGACUCAGUUGAUUCCUCUCGAGAUUCUGCAGAAAGAGAUAACCGUCUUUUGAAUUGCAUAGUUAAUCCUGUAGAUUUACUUUUGAUAAAACUUUCGACUUGCGG